AUGUAGAAAAAUGAUCAAUCUAAAUAUCAAACACCUUAUCACUAUUAUGAGGAAUUAGAUAACAUAGAUGAGGAAAUGUUGUAGUUAUAGUUUACAGAUUGGUCUUGUAUACAGCAUGACAAAUAGAAAUCUUAGUAUGACUAAAAUAAAAAAUCUGAUAACAUAAAUCAAUUCUCUAAUCCAACUCAGUUUAACUAAUAUCAAGAAUCGAAUAUCAAAGAUCAAUCCAAAUUUUAAAGUUAAUAUAACUAAGGUCUAUAAUUUAAAAACAAAGAAUAAGAAUAGAACGAAAAAAUGAAUGAACAGAAAUUAUUGGAAAUCAUGGUAAGAUUUUAAAAACUAAUUGAUCAAUUUAAUAAGAAUAAAAAAUAAAAUAUGUCUGUUGUUUUAAUAGUUGGAGUAACAGGAUCUGGAAAAAGCACUAUUUUCAACUUCUUAAGUGGAGCAGAUUUUAUAUUUAAUCAUAAAUUAGAAUUAGAAGUUAAGAAUCCCUCAAAAAAUUUUUCUAAAAUGGCUUCAGGUAUGAACUCAAUCACAAAAGAACCAAAUUUUUAUUAUAAUGAAUUCAAUAAUCAUUUAAUUAUAGAUUUUCCUGGAUUCUAAGACACAAAUGGGGAACAAGAUUAAUUAUUGUUUGAACUUUUAUUUCAUAAGAUUGUUUCUUUAGGUCCAAUAAAGGUUAUUUAUGUAAUAAACAAUCCUUUAAAUAGUCUUCCAAAUAGAGGAUCAGAUCUUUAAGAAUUUAUCAACCAAUUCUGCUUAAAAGGAAAUAUUGAUAUCGAAAAAUAUAAUUUAUUCUUAAAUUGCUAUUUAGAAAACUUCAGUGAUAUUUAAUUGUAAAAUAAAAUAAAAGAGGAUUUAAGAGCUGUCAAUAAAUUAUAAUCAAUAGAUAAAAUACUUGUAUUAAGAAAGGCUUAAAAUAACAAUGAACUAUAAAAUAUUUUCAAUUAUAAAUAAAGAUAAAUUGUGUGGAAACAUAUUGAAUAAAUGUAAUCAAUUAAAAUUCAAUCUUAAAAACUACCUAAAAGCCAAAUGAUAAGUGAUUAUUUAAGAAAUAGCAUAACAAAAACUAUUGAAAAAUAUGGGAUUGUCUUGUCCGAAUUUUUUGAUAACAAAUUUUAAUAAUUAUCUAAUUUAUAAAAUCAGACAACAAUAGCAUCAAUGGAAAAAUUAUUGGAUUUAAUCAAUAAAAUAGAUAAGGAAUCAUCUUUUGAAUGGUAUACCAAAUAUAUUUAAACUUGUGAACAAUUGGCAAAAAGUCUUUCGAUAUAGGAUGAUAUAGUAACACGUAGCAAUAAUUUCAUUUAGAUAUUUAAAUAUUAUUCAUAAUUUUCUAAUCUUAUCCAGGGAUAUGAUGAUUUAAAAAUUUUAUAAAUUAUUGCCAAAGAUUAAUUAAAGAAUAUGAAUAAAUUAAUAAGUUAAAGACUUGAAAUUUUAUAAACAAAAGAAUAGCUAAAUAUGGUAAUUACUUAAUAAGAAGAAAAUAUGAUAGAGUUAAAUUCUAUAUUUGAAAACAAUAUUUAAGAGAUCAAUUCUUAAAUAGUUUAAUAAGAUUUAAAAAUUAAGAAUUAUGAAUAGUAAAUUUAACAACUUUAAACUUAAAACAAAGAUAGAACCUCAGAAAUAAAACUACUUAGUAAUCAACUGGAGGAAUAGAAAAAAAUAAAGAGCGCUUUAAAUUAAUAGCAAAUAUAAAAGGAAAAGUAGACAUAAGAAUUAGUAAAUAAGAUAAAUGAUUAAUCAGAAUAAAUAAAACAAAUGGAAAAUAGAAAUUUAUAAUUAAUCAAUUUAAUGAAUGAAUAACAUUAAUAGCAAACAACUUAAAUGAUGAAUUAAAUUUAAAACUUACAAAAUAGAGAACCUUAAACUAUCCAUCAUUAUCAUGAAACAACCAAAUGGUGUUAGAUAUUUUGA
Paramecium sonneborni is the source of this 1914-nucleotide messenger RNA. Lineage: Eukaryota; Ciliophora; Oligohymenophorea; Peniculida; Parameciidae. The record is from the annotation of a GenBank genome assembly.